Messenger RNA from Manduca sexta (tobacco hornworm), 1026 nucleotides. Its product is annotated as ubiquinol-cytochrome c reductase iron-sulfur subunit-like. The transcript has a single exon. Gene Ontology annotation, biological process: mitochondrial electron transport, ubiquinol to cytochrome c. Bases 119 to 952 code for a protein of 277 amino acids. NCBI's taxonomy places the organism in Eukaryota, Metazoa, Arthropoda, Insecta, Lepidoptera, Sphingidae. Gene Ontology annotation, cellular component: membrane. The record is from RefSeq and is a predicted model, not a curated record. Gene Ontology annotation, molecular function: quinol-cytochrome-c reductase activity; 2 iron, 2 sulfur cluster binding.
UCAUUAAAUGACAUUGUCAUUACUAAUUGACAAACCGUCCAAUAAGGAUAGAUUUUUAUUGCUAAGUAUUAUGCAAUACUUAAAAUGGUUGAUUUAUGAAUAAUGGUGCAGUUCUAUAAUGAUUAACACAAUUAAUUUUAUACAAGGAAGUUCUUUGUCCAGGAGUGCCAGAGCUUCUCUCAGAUUUUCUCCCUCAGGCCUUAAUGUUAUAAAACUCAUGCCUGACGAGGAAAGACGAAAUAAAACUCCAAAUGGAUGCAAAAAUGUAGUAAAAAAUGUUUAUUAUUCUGGUAAUCUUCGAGCCGCUAUAGGACUCAAUGUAUGGACUCCUGUGUGCUUCCAAAAAGACUACCCACGUUUCCACCGGGAUUUGGAGUAUCCCAAUUUCGAUAAAUACAGAAAGGAACAAUUUAAAGACGUGAGAAAAACCGACUGGGGCGAAGGAGACAAGAAACCAGGUCACGUGUACGUGGUAGGGUUUUUUGGUUUACUCUGCGGUUCCUACGCACUUAAAUCCCAGGCCAUUCAUUACCUUACGUUCAUGGGCGCUGCAGCUGAUAUUAUUGCAAUGGCCACUAUAGAAGUCGACCUCACAAAAAUACCGCCUGGCGCCUGCCUUUCUUACAAAUGGCGCGGAAAGCCUUUGUUCGUGAAAAACAGAACAGCGGCUGAUAUUGAACUUGAAGCAAAAACUCCCUUGUCGUCAUUACGCGAUCCAGAGGCUCCCGAAGCCCGCAUGAUUAAGCAAGAAUGGCUCAUUGUUAUUGGAGUAUGCACUCAUUUAGGAUGUAUUCCCAUACCAAAUUCAGGUGACUGGUCUGGAGGGUUCUAUUGUCCCUGUCACGGCAGCCACUAUGACAAUGCAGGGAGAAGUCGUAAAGGCCCAGCGCCUACAAAUCUCGAAGUACCACCGUACAAAUUCCUUAGCGACACAGUUGUUUUAGUUGGAUGAGCAAGUGCGGAAUAUAUUCUUUGUUGUUAUUUUUACUGAAUUAUGAAAUAAAUAUGGCUAUCAUACUUGUUUUA